AUGGCUAAAAAGAAGAACAACAAAUCUAAAGAUCAGUCUAAAGAUCAAUCCAAAAAGGUAGAGAAUCCACCAGUGGAGGAUAAGACUGUUACAGAGACACAGAAAGGGGAAGAAACAUCUGAACCAAUUGUGGAAGAUAAGAAGGAAUCAAUUGAAGAAACUACAAAAUCACAUCCAAAAGAAGCUAUUGAGGGUGGAAAUGAAAACAAUAUCGAUACAGAUCCAGUAAAGAGCAGCAUACCACCCGUUGAUCACGAAUCAAACACCAAAGAAGAACACCAAGAUGAUGUCAAAGACAAUACAGAUCUUGCAAAGGAUACAAAACAUGCAGAAACAAUAACGAAAGAACCAUCUUCUGAACCUGCUCCAGAGACUCAGGUACCGAAGAAAAGACUCACACUACAAGAAAGAUUAGCACUUGCCGCUAAAAGUAAAGGUAAACCAAAAAGAAAUACAUCAGCAUCAUCAACAACUCAUUCUGAAACUUCUCAAACGAAAACAAAUGUUGCAUCAGAAACAUCUACAAGAGAGAAUAGUAUUGAACCUCAAGAAGAAAUUAAAAAUCCAGAAAUAUCAUCACCUAAACCUUCAACUUUACCUUCCACUAGAGAACCUUCUCUUGAUAUUCAAAGAUCAGAUCCAAUACCACCAACGACAAUAUCAUCAUCAUCAUCAUUAUUCCCUAAAACUUUUAAAGAACUUCCAAUAGAAGAAUUACAUAAACUAAUAUCUGAUGCAGAAAUUAAAUUUUCCAGUUUAGAAUCUAAAAAUGAAUCUUUAACUACUGAGAAACAAUCAUUACAAGAAAAAGUUAAAAAUUUGAAUUCAAAUUUAACUUCUCAACAAUCAUCUAGUGUAUCAAGUCAACUAAUCAAAGAUAAAGAUGAUAAAAUUGCACAACUUUUAAAAGAAGGUGAAAAUUUAUCAAUGAAAGAACUUAAAUAUACAAAUACAAUUAAAAAAUUAAAAUCAAAUGAAUCUCAAAAUGAAAAGGAAAUUAAAAAUUUAAAUUCUAAAAAUCAAUCAUUGGAAAUUGAAAAGAAAAAUUUAAAAGAAGAUUUGAAAAAAUUAACAAAUUCUGAACAAAAUUUAAAUAAUCAGAAAAAAACUUUACAAAUCCAACUUGAUAAUGAAAAAGAAUCAUUAAAAGAUGAAAUUAAAAGAAAUAAAGAACUUUCCUCCAAAAUUGAAGAAUUAAGUCAAGUUUUAAUUCAAGAAAAAAAUCAUGCUUCAAAUACAAUAAAUGAAUUGAAAAGAUCAUUGGAAAAGGAAAAAAAUAAAUUGAAAACAAUUCAACAAGAUAAUAUUUCUGAAAUUAAUAGACUUGAAACUAAAAUUGAACAAUUACGUUUCCAAAAUGAAAAUGCUCAAGCUUCAACUGGUACAGAAGAUGAAGGUUAUUUAAAAUUAAUUAGACAACAUGAUACUUUACAAAAUCAAUAUACUUCAGCUACAGAAAAUUGGCAAAGUAUUGAAGCUUCAUUAGGUAAUCGUAUUAGUUCAUUACAAAAUGAUUUAAAUUCAGUUAAAACUCAAUUAAAUGAUAGUGAAGAACAAAAUAAAGUUUUAAUUAAUGAUCUUGAAUUAAAAUCUCAAAAAAUUGAAAUUUUACAAAAUGAUUUGAAAAAAUUAAAUUCUGAAUUAAGUUUAAUCAAAACUAAAAAUGAAACUUUAAAUAAAGAAAAUAAAAAUUUAAUUUCAACUUUAGAAACUAAAGAAUUAAAUUUUAAUAAGGAAAAAGCUGCUUUAGAUUAUAAAAUUCAAGGAUUAGAAAAACAAUUUAAAGAUUCAAUUCAACCACAACAUCUUUCAGUCCCAUCAUCAAAUAAUAUUAAUACAUUAGAUUUUAGUAGUCCACAUACAGGUUCAACACCAUCUUUUAAACGUGGUAAUAGUUGGGAAAUUGGAUUAGGUGAAUCAUCAACAACACCAAGACAAAGCCGUAAAUCAAGUGCAUUAUCCAUUCCUCAAUAUAAUCAAAAUAAUAGUUCGUUUGAUGAAUCUGCAGAAAAUAUUAGUGAUUUUGAUGAUAAUGAUACUAUAAAUUCACCGAUCUCGGCAUAUAAUAAUGGUAAUUCAAGAUUUGAAAAUAAUUCAUCAUCUGCUAUCAAUGGUGGUUCUUCUGUUCAAUUAUUAGGUAAAUUAAGUAGUCAAAUUCGUCGUUUACAAAUUGAAUCAAGCACAAAAGAUGAAGAAUUAGAAAAAUUAUCAAAAGAUAUGAAAGAUGCAAAUGAAGAAAUUGUUAAGUUAAUGAAAGAUAAUGAAAAUGUUGAAAAUUAUAGAAUCAAAAUUAAAGAAUUAGAAGAAUCUGUGGAAAGUAUUACUCAACGUCAUGAAAAAGCUUUAGAAAUUCUUGGUGAGAAAUCUGAACAAGUUGAAGAAUUAAAAGCUGAUAUUCAAGAUUGGAAAGAUUUAUGUCGUCAACAAGUUCAACAAUUGGCUGAUAAAGCUUAA
This is a messenger RNA of Hansenula ciferrii, 2454 nucleotides long. RefSeq names its product Sgm1p (gene SGM1). Gene Ontology annotation, cellular component: endoplasmic reticulum; Golgi apparatus. The record is from RefSeq and is a predicted model, not a curated record. The coding region runs from base 1 to 2454 and encodes 817 amino acids. Lineage: Eukaryota; Fungi; Ascomycota; Saccharomycetes; Phaffomycetales; Wickerhamomycetaceae. The transcript has a single exon.